Messenger RNA from Pistacia vera, 1938 nucleotides. Its product is annotated as NEDD8 ultimate buster 1. Bases 73 to 1713 code for a protein of 546 amino acids. Gene Ontology annotation, biological process: regulation of ubiquitin-dependent protein catabolic process. The record is from RefSeq and is a predicted model, not a curated record. NCBI's taxonomy places the organism in Eukaryota, Viridiplantae, Streptophyta, Magnoliopsida, Sapindales, Anacardiaceae. Gene Ontology annotation, molecular function: protein binding. The transcript has 11 exons.
CUCCUUUGUUCUUCAAGCCAAACAAUAAAGUCAGUUCUCUUUCACUUACUUCGUGUAGAAUCGAAGUCUUCAAUGGCGAAACUGAAGAUAGCAGGCACGUGGGUUGGCGUGUUAGAGGUGGAACUGGAAAACUGGAGCAUACCCAUGUUGCGAGAAGAAGUUGCAAAGCGAUCAAACAUGUUGCCUCAGACCGUCAACUUGAUAUGUGCUGGAAAAGUCUUGAAAGACGGCGAUGGCAGUGAAAAUUUGAGCCAAUUGGGUAUCAGAAAUAACGCUAAGAUUCUCGCCACUCGUCUCUCUGUUGACGAGGGCAAGUCGUUGAAGGAUGAGUUGAUCGCUGAAGAAGAACGUUCUCGAAGAUUCUCCCGCAUCAAGGCAGCUGCUACCGCACUUGUUAAGAGACAUGCAGAUGGUUCAUUACCAGUUGAGGACUUCAAUCUGGAGCUUGAAGAUCAAAAUGGACAGAAAAUACAAUUUGGGUCUGAGACUGAUCGGCGGGCAAUGAUGAUGGGUCUGAUGCUUCAUGCAAAUGCUAAGAGUCUAAUUAAGAGGGAAAUGUAUAGGGAUGCUUUGGAAGUGCUCACCAUGGGAGAGGAGGCUUUCUCUCUUUGCAAUCCCAAGGUCAUUGAGCUUGUUGACAAUGUCCCGAUUCUGCAAAUAGACAUGGUCUGGUGCUAUUUUUUGCUCCAAGACAUUAGCUGGCUUUCAGUGGCAGGAGUACGCCUUGAAAAAGCUAGAGAGGGAAUACAACGUUCUCAUGGAAAAGACUCCUCACGUAUGAGACUGCUUCAAGCUGGUCGUUAUCCAGAGCUUGCUUUACAUUUAAGAAUGGAGCUGUUGGAAGGGGUGGUGGCAUAUCACAGUGGUCAGUUCGAUAAAUCUCGGAAGGCAUUGUCCUCUGCACAAGCAAAAUUCCUUCAGCUACAAGUGCCAGAUGAAGCCUUAUCCUUGGUUAUCAGCAUGGGCUUCAGCGAACAUGAUGCAAAGAGGGCUUUGCGAAUAAGCAAUCAAGAUGUUGGGAGUGCCAUUGAUUUUCUUGUGGAGGAGAAGGCAAAGAGAGCACAGCAAAGGGAGGAUAAUGAACGGCAAAGAAGGGAAAUAAUGGAGCAAAAAAAGUAUGGAGUGACACCUUUGAAGAAAGCUGUGGAUCUCCAAAACUUAAAAGAAUUGGUCUCGAUUGGGUUUGAGAAAGAGCUUGCUGCUGAAGCCCUUCGAAGAAAUGAGAAUGACACUCAAAAAGCAUUGGAUGACUUAACAAAUCCAGAAACAAAUUCUGCAUUACAGGUUCAUAUUGAAUCUAAAAAAAGGAAAAGACGUCGACAAGCAGCAGAUGCUACAAUUGAACAGCUUGUUUCUAUGGGUUUUGAACGUUCAAAAGUGGUUGAAGCUUGUCAGGAUGGUAGCAAUUUUGACCAAGCAAUGGCCCGACUACUUGAGCAACCUGGGUUAAACCCCACAUGUGCAGGUAACAACAGUGAAAGUUCCUCCGUUUCAAUGCCUAACAACGAUGGUGCAAGUAGUUUGAGUGGCAAUGAGGAUGUUGAAGGUACAUCAACAGCAAUGACAAAUGAAAUAGAAGAGCGAGAUGCAGAGAUGGAGGGUGAACUUGCCAAUGAAUUAACGGGAGAUGCGUUUUCGGACUAUGACAUUGAAGUUACAAAAGAAGGUGAAGCAAUAAAUGAGUACUUGGCUCUGCUUGAGUCAGCCAAGUGAGAAGAAAACACAACUUCUAACAAUAAUGCAAGGUAAAUACGUGUAUAAUAAUAAUAAGGUAUGUGUUGUUGUAUUAAGGCAGAAGUAGAUGUCAAUAUUUAUGUUUAUGGUGAUGGGGUGAAGCUUUAAUUAUUUGGAAUCUCUAGUAGUAGAAAUAAACAGUUCUGACAAGCUUUUAUUCACUGAGUAUAUGAUCACUUUAUCACAGCAUAUUUCUGUUUUCUA